GGGAGGAGCGAGCCCCGCGGCCCGGUGCUGGGAGGAGGGAGCGUGAACGCGCCGCACGUCCCUCCCUCCUUCCCUGCUUCCCACCCCCCGCGCCUGCAGCCGGGCCGUCCGCCGGCCUCCUCCCGCUCCGGGCGGUUGGGCUAGGCCGCAUCGGGCCGCCCGCCACCCCCCUCUCACCGGGCUGGGAGGGGCGAGCCGGGGCCGAGUCGCCGGGCAGCGGCCAUCGGCGGAGAACGACGCGGCCUUUGAGCGAGCCUGCCCCGGGCAAAGGGCUCCCGGGCGGGAUGCGCGGCAAGGGAGAGGAACCCCCGAGCUGCGGCGGCGUCUGCACUCACGGCUGUGCCGCUGCCGCCGCCGCAGAUUCCAGAGACUUAUUAAAGGAAUUUCCACAGCCUAAAAACUUGCUCAACAGCGUGAUUGGACGAGCCCUGGGCAUUUCUCAUGCAAGGGACAAGCUGGUGUACAUCCAUACUAAUGGGCCAAGAAAAAAGAAAGUGACUCUGCAUAUAAAGUGGCCUAAGAACGUGGAAGUGGAAGGCUAUGGGACCAAGAAGAUCGAUGCUGAGAGGCAGGCAGCAGCUGCAGCAUGUCAGCUCUUCAAGGGCUGGGGUUUGCUGGGGCCCAGGAAUGAGCUGUUUGAUGCUGCCAAGUACAGGCUGCUGGCUGAGCAGCUGGGCUGUCCCGACGAGAGGUGGUGCUCAGAGGGCAAGUGGCGCUCCAAGUCAGGACCCUCUCUUGCUGACUUGUCAACCUGCUGGCGACGGAUGGAGCCCGACGACUCCAUCCAGCCCAUGGAGCAGGGCAGGAUGCCUAAAGCAAUGAGGAGAGAAGAGCUGGAGGAAGGGGAGCUGGAGGAAGGGGAACUGGAGGAAGGAGAGCUGGAAGAAGAAGCGAUCGAUGUUUCCGAUUAUCUGCCCAUGGCACAUCAGGAUGCUCGAACCCCAGGCAGAGACCCGAGCAGAGGAGGGGGUUCCAUUGAGAUGACAGAUGACAACACUGCCAUCCGUGCCCUGACGCAGUUCCCUCUUCCCAAAAAUCUUCUGGCCCAAGUGAUUCAGAUUGCAACCUCCUCCUCCACGGUCAAGGAGUACAUGCAGUUCCGCACAGUGGGCACCAAGACCAAGAUCUGCAAGCUCACCCUGCGCUGGCCCUGCCCCAUGACGUUCGCUGCCAAGGGCCGGCGCAAGGUGGAGGCAGAAAACAAAGCAGCAGCACUGGCCUGUCAGAAGCUGAAGAGCCUGGGCUUGGUGGACAAGAACAACAACCCCCUCAGCCAUGCUAUGUACAACAUGACUUCCCUGCGGGAGCUCGGGGAGAACCAGAGGAAGCCCUGCCACAUCAAAGUCCCUGAAGCAACCCUGCGCAAGAUUGAGAACUAUCUGAACCAUUAUCCCGUGGACAUCAGGGAAUCCAGGCCCCGGAUCGCCGAUGACAUGAUGAACCUGAGCAAGGAAUCUGGUGCCAUCAGUGAUGCAAUCACAGGGAAGACAUACAUACCCAUGCUGGAAGCAGAGGAGGUCCGUCUGAGCCAGAAUCUCCUGGCCCUCUGGAAAAGGAGAGGAUCCUCGUGGCAGGAGAGCCACCCGCUACCAGUAGAUCCUCAUAAGGACACCAUCCUGUCAGCCAUCGAGCAGAACCCCGUGGUGGUAAUAGCAGGAGACACGGGCUGUGGGAAAACCACGAGGAUCCCUCAGCUCCUGCUGGAGCACUACAUCCUGGAGGGCCGCGGCGCCCGCUGCAACGUGGUGAUCACCCAGCCCAGGAGGAUCAGCGCCAUCUCGGUCGCCCAACGCGUGGCGCAGGAGUUGGGUCCCAACAUGAGGAAGAACGUGGGCUACCAGGUGCGACUGGAAAGCAAGCCACCUGCCCGGGGAGGAGCUCUGCUCUUCUGCACCGUGGGCAUCCUGCUGCGGAAGCUGCAGGGCAACCCCAGCCUGGAGGGGGUCAGCCACGUGGUGGUGGAUGAGGUCCACGAGCGAGACGUCAACACGGAUUUCCUGCUCAUCCUGCUGAAGGGCAUCCAGAAGCUGAACCCCGACCUGCGCCUGGUCCUGAUGAGUGCCACGGGAGAUAACCAGCGUUUCUCCCACUACUUUGGGGAUUGCCCCGUGGUGAAGGUGCCAGGUUUCAUGUACCCAGUGAAGGAGUACUACCUGGAGGAGAUCUUGGCCAAGCUGGGCCGGCACCGACACCGGCACUACGAGAUCAAGCAAUCAGAUGAUGAAUGUGUCCUUGAUCUUGAUCUGAUCACCGACCUUGUUCUCCAGAUUGAUGCCCAUGGAGAACCAGGUGGGAUCCUCUGCUUCCUCCCUGGCUGGCAGGAGAUCAAAGGAGUGCAGCAGCGCCUGCUGGAGAUGCUCGGCUCUCAGAACAGCCGCUACCUCGUCCUACCAGUGCACUCCAACAUCCCCAUGAUGGACCAGCAAAACAUCUUCCAGCGGCCUCCCCCUGGUGUCAGGAAGAUUGUCCUGGCCACCAACAUUGCUGAGACCUCCAUCACCAUCAAUGACAUUGUCCACGUGGUGGACAGUGGCACGCACAAGGAGGAACGCUACGAUCUAAAGACCAAGGUGUCCUGCCUGGAGACAGUCUGGGUGUCCAAGUCCAACGUGGUGCAGAGGCGGGGCCGUGCUGGCCGCUGUCAGUCAGGGUUUGCCUACCACCUCUUCCCCCGCAGCCGCCUGGACAAGAUGCCCACUUACCAAGUUCCAGAGAUCCUCCGCACCCCGCUGGAGAACCUGGUGGUCCAGGCCAAGAUCCACAUGCCAGAGAAAACAGCAGUUGAGUUUCUCUCCAAGGCCCUGGAUAGCCCUGACAUCAAAGCUGUGGAUGAAGCAGUCAUCUUGCUGCAGGAGAUUGGUGUCCUGGACCAGCGGGAGGCCCUCACCACCCUGGGCAAGCGCCUGGCUCAGAUCUCCACAGACCCGCGGCUGGCCAAGGCCAUCGUCCUGGCCUCCAUCUACCGCUGCCUCCACCCCCUGCUCGUCAUCGUCUCCUGCCUCACCAGGGACCCCUUCAGCAGCAGCCUGCAGAACCGUGCUGAGGUGGACAAGGCCAAGGCUGUGCUGAGCAGGGAGAGUGGGAGUGAUCACCUUGCCUUUGUCCGAGCUGUGGCAGGCUGGGAGGAGGUGCUGAGGCGCAGGGACAGCCGUGCCAGGGACAACUACCUGCAGGACUACUACCUGUAUGGCCCCAGCCUGCGCUUCAUCAACGGCCUUGUCAAGCAGUUCUCUGAGAACCUCUAUGAAGCCUUCUUGGUGUCAUCCCCAUCUGACUGUACCAUGCCCUCAUCUGUAUGUAACCAGUACAGUGAAGAGGAAGAACUGGUCAAGGGUGUCCUCAUGGCUGGGCUCUACCCCAACCUCAUCCAGGUGAGACAAGGCAAAGUGACCCGUCAGGGGAAGUUCAAACCCAACAGCUAUGCCUACAGGACAAAGGCCGGCACCGUCCUGCUCCACAAGUCAACAAUCAACAGGGAGGCAUCCAAGCUGUACAGCCGCUGGCUGACGUACUUCAUGGCGGUGAAGUCCAACGGGGGAGUGUUUGUGAGGGACUCCUCCCAGGUCCACCCUCUGGCUGUGCUGCUCAUGACUGACACGGACAUCCACGUCCGAGAUGAUGGCUGGAGAGCAACAGUCUCCCUGACAGACAGUGACCUCCUGGUGCUGGAGGGGGACUCCUACACCAUCCGCCUCCUGCGUGACUUCCGCGUGUCGCUCUCCAAGAUGGUGGAGACGUGCCUGUGCUACGAGAUGGCCGCCAUCCCCGGGGACCUGCACCACCAGCACAGCCAGCUGCUCGACAUCCUAGUGGAUCUCCUCAAAGGCCCUCCUGGCAGCUUUGGUGCUUAGGCAGAGCUGGAGGAUUUGUGUGGGGACUUGUAAUUUGUAUAAAGAUGUUCACAAAUGUUUAUUUAAAUAAAAGUUCUAUUUAUCCCUUGUGAAGUCAUCUCUUCUCCAUCCUAGAAGAUUAAUGUUGUCUGAACCUCCCGCUCUCGGCUCCGUGCAUGGUCACCGCCUGGGAAGAACCAGCGCAGCCUCGCCUGGAAUGGACUGGGAGUGCCCCAAGGACCCGAGCUUCCUGGACACCCCCACCUCCUCCGCUCUUCACGGCGUCAGUCCCCGGACUGGAAGGCAAGGACGAGGCCACUCCGGGCCCUCCUGGGCCCCAUCCCCACGGGGCCAGGCUGGAGCAGCAGCUCGGUGCCAGGAGGACGAUGGACGCCGUGGCCGUGCCUGCUCCGGGGGCCGGGCCGAGCGUGGAUCUGCGAGGGGUGGGGAGCAUCCCUCAGCAUCCCGACUCCCCUGAGGCUGUGGGAGAGGAGGAAACCCUCAAGGCACCAGAUGGACGUGAGGUUCCACGUGGGAUCUCUAACAAGACCCUCACCACGGGGGCCCUGCCUGCCCCACGCGUGGAGUCUGAGCCGUGACUUCUCCUUCCCCUGUACUCUUUGUCCUCUUGUGUUGUUAUUACUCUUUCUUUUUGGGUUUGUUUUUUAAUUUCUUGUUCUCCCAAUGCCGAGGAGGCCGGAUCCCUGUAACUCAUGCAGCACAGGACAUGGUGGUGGAUGCCAGUCUGCCUGUCAGAGCCUUCUCCUGCGGGAAGCCAGGAGCAGAGGCACCAAAAAUUCUUUGUUUUCUACAAACAGGGGACCAUAUAUUUCUGUGGAAAGGAGGAUUUAUGACCGGCACAGCAUUUACAUGAAAAACCUGGAGUUUAAUCCCAGCUUUGCCUUGGAUUCCCUGUCAAAUGAAGACAGUGACCUACCUCACAGGGCUGUUGUGAGGCUUCUUCAUGUUUGUAACACACGGGAGCCCUCGGGCCGGGGCCGUGCGGGAGGGGAACGGGGUCCCCGGGCUGCGGGGUCCUCGCUGGAGCCUUGGGCCCUGGCUGGGGUCGGGGGGAGGCUGUGAGUGGUGCUGGAGGGGGGGAGGAGAUGGCUGCUGCUUUCCCCAGCAGCUCAGCCAGGGGCAGUGGCCUGGGAUCAUUUGUUUUUAUUUCCCAUUUUCUUAAUGCUCUUUGUAUCUGAACUCGAAGCAGCCGGGGUGCUGGGGAACCAGGGCCACCCCUCGGGUUGGCUGCAGGGGGGGAGUGAUGGCAGAAGGGGGGUUCCAGUCCCCAGGAGCUGCCUUCCUUUCUCGAGGGUCACCCUUUGGGUCCUCCCAGUUGUUCUCUACUGAAGAUUUAAUUUACUUGUCAUGGGCUUUAAUUAACGAAGCUGUGGCCUCUGCCAUCAGAGCUGAUGUACCUGGGGGGGGGGGAUGUGGGAGCCCCACGGUGCCAGCGGCUGGGGGCAAAAAAGCACAAAGGGCUGUGGGGCUGUGGGGACUGGGGACCCACUCCGGGGGGCUGGGGGGGUUCUGUGCUCCUGGAGCUUCUCAGCUCUGUUGUCCUGGAUGCACCAGCACGGGGCCCUGGGGGAGUCCUGCAGCCUGUGUUCACGCAAAACUUUUCAUCUUCAUUUCACUUGCUUGAAGUUGUCACUAUUAUUUGACCAGUGUUUGUUUCUUUUUUUGGCCUGUAUAAUGGGCAGUAUGGUUUUCCCUUCCAGCAGGUUUAAAAAAACAAAAAAACCAAAAAAAAAAAAAAAAAAAAAAAGGGGGGGGGGG
Molecule: messenger RNA, 5609 nt
Organism: Calypte anna (Anna's hummingbird)
Lineage: Eukaryota; Metazoa; Chordata; Aves; Apodiformes; Trochilidae
Gene: DHX30
Product: DExH-box helicase 30
Exons: 19
Coding region: 285-3851 (1188 amino acids)
Cellular component (GO): nucleus; cytoplasm; intracellular anatomical structure
Molecular function (GO): G-quadruplex RNA binding; ATP binding; DNA helicase activity
Source: RefSeq, a predicted model, not a curated record